Molecule: messenger RNA, 1846 nt
Organism: Tripterygium wilfordii
Lineage: Eukaryota; Viridiplantae; Streptophyta; Magnoliopsida; Celastrales; Celastraceae
Product: protein DETOXIFICATION 29-like
Exons: 8
Coding region: 136-1650 (504 amino acids)
Biological process (GO): xenobiotic detoxification by transmembrane export across the plasma membrane
Cellular component (GO): vacuolar membrane
Molecular function (GO): xenobiotic transmembrane transporter activity; antiporter activity
Source: RefSeq, a predicted model, not a curated record
AGUAGUUCGUCCGAUUUAUUUUUUAAACAAGUUUAUGAAAAACCUAAUGAUUUAAAAGCAAUUAUAUAAUGGCACUUUCAUGCAAACUUGGCCCCAGUCGUUUUUGGCGUGAACGUCUCUGUGUGUCUCCGGAACAUGGAGGAUGUUAAUCAGUCACUCCUAUCUCCGAGAGUCCACGAAGACCAACACCAGUUGCUUCCAAGCCAAACAACAAACACCUCCUUCGCUUCCGAAGUCGAAGAUAUCCCUCCGAUCAAUGGCGUCCGUGAUUUCUUUAGAGAGUUCAACAAGGAAGUCAAGAAGCUCUGGUACCUCGCCGCCCCUGCCAUCUUCACCUCUCUCUGCCAAUACUCCCUUGGCGCCAUCACACAAACCUUCGCCGGCCAGGUCGGCACACUCGAACUCGCCGCGGUCUCCAUCGAGAACUCCGUCAUCGCCGGAUUCUCCUUCGGCCUUAUGCUUGGCAUGGGGAGUGCAUUAGAGACACUGUGCGGUCAAGCAUAUGGAGCAGGACAAGUCGAUAUGUUAGGAGUGUAUAUGCAGAGAUCGUGGAUUAUACUAAUCACUACAGCUCUGUGUCUUAGCUCGGUAUACAUAUUCGCCGGACGGAUUUUGAGGCUAAUCGGUCAAACGGCAGAGAUAUCAAAGGCGGCGGGGACACUAUCUUUGUACAUGAUACCACAGCUGUUCGCUUACGCAAUCAAUUUUCCGAUAGCGAAGUUCUUGCAGGCGCAGAGCAAGAUGAUGGUGAUGUCGCUGAUAGCUGCUGCGGCCUUGGUUCUGCACACGGUUUUUAGCUGGUUAUUGAUGUUGAAAUUGCAUUGGGGACUCGUCGGUGCGGCGGUUGUGCUGAACGCGUCUUGGUGGUUCAUCGACUUGUCGCAGUUUUUGUAUAUCGUUAGCGGCACAUGUGGACGAGCAUGGUCUGGAUUUUCGAUCAAGGCGUUUCACAAUCUUUGGGGCUUUGUUAAGCUAUCGCUCGCAUCAGCGGUGAUGCUUUGCUUGGAAGUAUGGUAUUUCUUUGUAUUAAUUCUGUUCGCAGGGUAUCUAAAGGAUGCAGAAGUUUCUGUGGACGCCUUGUCCAUAUGCAUGAACAUAUUAGGAUGGACACUCAUGGUAGCUAUUGGAAUGAAUGCUGCCAUAAGUGUGAGAGUCUCCAAUGAACUAGGAGCAGGUCAUCCCAGAACAGCUAAAUUUUCAUUAACAGUUGCUGUAAUAACAUCAGCUGCCAUCGGUAUUGCGUUGGCAAUUCUCCUGCUGAUAACAAAAGACAGUUACCCUUCUCUAUUUACAAGCAGUACCCCAGUCAAACAACUUGUUAAAGAGCUAAACCCAUUUCUCGCUGCUUGUAUUGUCAUCAACACUAUCCAACCUGUCCUCUCUGGGGUGGCUAUUGGGGCAGGAUGGCAAGCUGUUGUAGCUUAUGUGAACAUAGGAUGCUACUAUGUGGUUGGAAUUCCAUUAGGCCUCUUAUUGGGUUACAAGCUUGACUUUGGUGUCAAGGGGAUUUGGUGGGGAAUGAUGUGCGGGACCAUUCUACAAACUUGUAUUCUUUUCUGGAUGAUUUACAGAACCAACUGGAACAAAGAGGCAUCCAUUGCAGAAGACAGGAUAAGGACAUGGGGAGGCCCCAGUGAGUCCAAAGAGUGAAUGAGACAAGAAAUAUUGCAGAAUCUUUGGCUACUUUGUAUUUCAAUUAGUUAUUCUUGCAAUAAGAUAACUAGAUAACAUAAAGCAUUAAUUUUCAGUAGUUAAUUGAUUUUGUUACUGGAAAAUGCUGUUCCCCUAAACCACAUUCUCAGUUUGCGAUUGCUGGGUUUUUGUCGUACAAAUGAGCAAUUGAACA